Molecule: messenger RNA, 920 nt
Organism: Odontomachus brunneus
Lineage: Eukaryota; Metazoa; Arthropoda; Insecta; Hymenoptera; Formicidae
Gene: SdhD
Product: succinate dehydrogenase [ubiquinone] cytochrome b small subunit, mitochondrial
Exons: 4
Coding region: 223-816 (197 amino acids)
Biological process (GO): tricarboxylic acid cycle; mitochondrial electron transport, succinate to ubiquinone
Cellular component (GO): mitochondrial envelope; membrane
Molecular function (GO): ubiquinone binding; heme binding
Source: RefSeq, a predicted model, not a curated record
AUAGAGUUAAUAUAUAUUAUGAUUUAUGAUUUAUUUUUGUUCUUUUAAUAAUUUUAUAUCCAUUUCCUCUUAAAAAUCUCUUUUUUUAUCCUAUGAAUCGAAUAAAAAUUGGGUAAAAUCGAAAAACCUAUUGCUAUUUGAUUCUAUGAUUGCGAAAGAUCGUCUGCUGUCAUUUAAAAUCACAAGGGAUACGUCAAACUCGGCUUGAACAAUUUAGACAAGAUGAAUUUGGGAAGAAUGGCUGGUUUGAAUAUUUUUAACAAAAUUCGUCAAUUCGAGACAUUGGUCAAGCCCACUGGUUUACUUGCACGAAGAUGCACUUCAAUGCAAUUUCCCAAACCUACAUCAAGUCUUGCAAAGCUGAACUACUGUACAAUAGCUAAAACGAGCUACUGUCCAAAAUAUCGUAUCUUGUCAAAGUUGUCUGCACGAUUGACAGUCAAUAUGAGUCAGUCUCGUGCAGCAGGCACACACCAUGGUGAUCAUGUACGUACGUGGGUGAUGGAAAGAUUGGUUUCUGUAUCUCUCCUGGCACUAAUACCUGUUGCACUGCUGUGUGAAAAUAAAAUUAUUGAUGCAGCACUGGCAGUUGCUGCUGUCAUGCAUUCACACUGGGGGCUGGAAGCCAUCGUAAUCGAUUACGCACGGCCCAUCGUGGUAGGUACAAUAGUACCGAAAGUCGCACAUUUAAUGCUGAAUCUACUUUCCGCUGCUACUCUCGCUGGCUUGCUUCUACUUAUCUAUAACGGCCCUGGCCUCGCAAAAGUGAUCAAGCAAGGCUGGGCGAUAAGCAGCGACAAACGUAAAGUUGAUUAAGUACGUCAAUGAUACGGCAGUACGGAAACGGUCGUGUUGUGUAUUACAAAUUUUCUAUAAUAGCUUAUAAAUUACUCCAGAAUAAAUUAUUUCUCCCUCAAUAA